AUGAUUAUAUAUUCGAACGAGAUAAAUCUCGUUAUAGUUUGCCUCGGGUUAACGGUCGUAUCGGGCUCUUUUGACGUAAAUACCGUAACAGGAGUGUUGGCUUCGGCGGUCAACGCCACUAUUCCCGGCACUGAUAGCAUCGAAAAAUUACGUGUAGCCCUCUCGGGAACAGUGAACAGUAUACCAGUUAACGAGAGCACAUACUCGAUCUCGACAGAUUUGAAUGUAACGAGAAGUGCCGAUGAAACAUGUUCCUCGCUUGACGAUGCGGCUCAGCUGACACAGACUCAGUUGAUUAAUCGCCUGACAGCACCUUGCCGUUAUGAUCGGCUGGAACGUCCCUAUGUUGUGGUCAACGAAACCAUUGUCGAUGCUCCGCUGGAUGUCUACGUUCGCAUAUACAUUUAUGUGUUGCAGAAUCUCGAUACGAGCGACUUGCAGUUCAAGAUGCACGGUCUGCUGCAAUUGCGUUACAAAGACCCUCGUCUAGCUUUCGACAAGUAUGCGCCGAACAGAAAACAAUCCAUUUUGGGAGAAUCGAAAUUGCGCGAAUUGAUCUGGGUUCCGCAUAUAUUCCUCGCAAACGAACACGAUUCGAACGUUCUUGGGACCAGCGAAAAAGACAUACUCACUUCAAUUAACCCAGACGGUACUGUCAUCACAUCGUCGCGCAUUCAAGCCACUUUGUACUGUUGGAUGAAAUUGCAAAAGUUUCCCUUUGAUGAGCAGUACUGUCCCACCGUCCUGGAGAGCUGGAUGUAUAAUGCAACGGAACUACGUCUAUUUUGGGAGGAAAACGCUCCGGUAACAUUCGACCCCAAGAUGCAUUUAACCGAGUACGCCCUACAAAAUGCCUGGACGAACGAAACCAUUAUUAAUGCCGAUCUGAAUGACUUACGGCACGGAGCAUUUGCUGGCAAUUACAGCUCGUUGAGCUUCACUGUCCACCUAGUGCGAGAAGUGGGUUACUAUGUCAUGGACUACUUUUUACCCUCGAUAAUGAUCGUGGCCAUAUCGUGGGUGUCGUUCUGGUUGCAGGCUGACCAAACCCCAGCUCGUACAACCCUUGGGUGCACCACUCUGCUAUCAUUUAUCACGCUGGCAUCGUCCCAGGAGAACAACUUGCCAAAAGUCAGUUAUAUUAAGGUCUCCGAGGUAUGGUUUUUGGGCUGUACCUUCUUCAUAUUUGGCAGUCUGGUAGAGUUUGCCUUUGUCAAUACGAUAUGGCGUCGGAAAAAUAGUGUCGAGGUGAAAAAAGUCAAAAGUAAAUAUAUUUUGAAAUCAACUCUAACGCCUCGCAUGAAACGCCACAAAAUGAUCGACAACGAGCGACAACAGUCGCGGCCAACUUGUGAUCGUUUUCUAUCCGUGGACCCACCAUCGCCGGUCAUAAUAACUGUCGGUGAUCAGACACCCAGUAAAUUUACAUCGUCGGAUUCAAUAGCGACCAUAACAUCAAGUGUAGACGACAACUACUCCGACCGAGAUAAUAAACCUAACGAGAAUCAGUCGUGGUCGACAAUGACACCACAUGAAGUCUCUUUGUGGAUUGAUCGCAAGGCUCGCUUCCUAUUCCCGGUGGCAUUUAUCAUUUUCAAUGCAUUAUUUUGGUUAUUUGUAUACUGUUUAUGAC
Musca vetustissima is the source of this 1633-nucleotide messenger RNA. RefSeq names its product pH-sensitive chloride channel 2-like. The record is from RefSeq and is a predicted model, not a curated record. Gene Ontology annotation, cellular component: membrane; neuron projection; synapse. Gene Ontology annotation, biological process: chemical synaptic transmission; regulation of membrane potential; nervous system process. Lineage: Eukaryota; Metazoa; Arthropoda; Insecta; Diptera; Muscidae. Gene Ontology annotation, molecular function: chloride channel activity; extracellular ligand-gated monoatomic ion channel activity; neurotransmitter receptor activity. Bases 1 to 1632 code for a protein of 543 amino acids. The transcript has a single exon.